AUGCUGAGCGGAGCGGCUGGAGCUGCGCGGUGUGGCGGAGCAGCGCUCACUCCCUCGCUCGCUCACUCGCUCGCAGGGACACACGCAGGGGCUGACAGCUGUGCUGGUGCUGAUAAGGGAAGCCACAAGGAGACGAUCGAGGAGAGAGACAAGCCGCGGCAGAGGCAGCAGCAGCACAGGCAGCACCAGGGCUGCGGAGCUGCUGGGAGUGGGAGUGACUCCCCCACCUCAGGCCCCCACCCUGUCCCCGUCCUCCUCCCGCUUGCCCUGAGUUUAGAAGAGCAGCCGCUGCCACCACCGCCACUCCGGAGGGCACCGGGCUCCCAACCAGGGAGGGACAGGGGCAGGGAGGCUCCGGCCAGUCCCAGCAGCCGGGGACAGAUGCCGAUCGAGAUUGUGUGCAAAAUCAAAUUUGCAGAGGAGGAUGCGAAACCCAAGGAGAAGGAGGCAGGGGAUGAGCAAAGCCUCCUGGGGGCGGCACAGGGGACAGCAGCCCCCCGAGACCUGGCCACCUUUGCCAGCACCAGCACUCUGCAUGGGCUGGGCCGGGCCUGUGGCCCAGGCCCCCACGGACUGCGCAGAAGCCUGUGGGCACUGGCCCUACUCACCUCACUGGCCGCUUUCCUGUACCAGGCUGCCGGCCUGGCACGGGGCUACCUGACCCGGCCUCACCUGGUGGCCAUGGAUCCUGCUGCGCCAGCCCCAACAGCGGGCUUCCCGGCCGUCACCCUCUGUAACAUCAACCGCUUCCGACACUCGGCCCUCAGCGACGCUGACAUCUUCCACCUGGCCAACCUGACGGGUCUGCCCCCCAAGGACCGGGAUGGGCACCGUGCCGCCGGCCUGCGCUAUCCGGAGCCCGACAUGGUAGACAUCCUCAACCGCACCGGCCACCAGCUCGCAGACAUGCUCAAGAGCUGUAACUUCAGUGGGCAUCACUGUUCCGCCAGCAACUUCUCCGUGGUCUAUACUCGCUACGGGAAGUGUUAUACCUUCAACGCCGAUCCACAGAGUUCGCUGCCCAGUCGGGCAGGGGGCAUGGGCAGUGGCCUGGAGAUCAUGUUGGACAUCCAGCAGGAGGAAUACCUGCCCAUCUGGAGAGAGACAAAUGAGACAUCAUUCGAGGCUGGCAUCCGGGUGCAGAUCCAUAGCCAAGAGGAGCCCCCCUACAUCCACCAGUUGGGUUUCGGUGUGUCCCCAGGCUUCCAGACCUUUGUGUCCUGCCAGGAACAGCGGCUGACCUAUCUGCCCCAGCCCUGGGGCAACUGCCGGGCGGAGAACGGGCUCUGGGAGCCCGAGCUUCAGGGCUACUCAGCCUACAGUGUGUCUGCCUGCCGGCUGCGCUGUGAAAAGGAGGCCGUGCUUCAGCGCUGCCACUGCCGGAUGGUGCACAUGCCAGGCAAUGAGACCAUCUGCCCGCCGAAUAUCUACAUCGAGUGUGCCGACCACACACUGGACUCCUUGGGAGGGGGCUCCGAGGGCCCGUGUUUCUGCCCUACUCCCUGCAACCUGACUCGCUACGGGAAAGAAAUCUCAAUGGUCAGGAUCCCCAACAGGGGCUCAGCCCGGUACCUGGCGAGGAAGUACAACCGCAAUGAGACCUACAUCCGGGAGAACUUCCUGGUCCUUGAUGUCUUUUUUGAAGCCCUGACCUCUGAGGCCAUGGAGCAGCGAGCAGCCUAUGGCCUGUCAGCCCUGCUGGGAGAUCUCGGGGGACAGAUGGGCCUCUUCAUUGGGGCCAGCAUCCUCACACUACUGGAGAUCCUGGACUACAUCUAUGAGGUGUCCUGGGACCGACUGAAGCGGGUGUGGCGUCGUCCCAAGACCCCCCUGCGGACCUCCACCGGGGGCAUCUCCACCCUGGGGCUGCAGGAGCUGAAGGAGCAGAGUCCAUGCCCGAGCCGGGGCCGCGCUGAAGGUGGGGGAGCCAGCAGCCUGCUCCCCAACCACCACCACCCUCCUGGCCCCCGAGGAGGCCUCUUUGAAGACUUUGCUUGCUAGGACGGUGCUGUCUAAAAAGACCCAGGGGUCUGGGAACCCUCCCAGUAUCCCCAACAGUCUCCUCCCUCCUGGGACACAAGGCCUGGGGGCAGCCCGAGGGAAGGGGGAGAGGGCAGAGGGCGGUCCUCACUGGGAGGGUGGGGAUUCAGUUCAGGCUCUCACCAGCUCUGGCGCCAGCUGCUUUGCACAAGGGUCUUUCUUGCCCACCCCC
This is a messenger RNA of Lontra canadensis (Northern American river otter), 2212 nucleotides long. It is a transcript of the gene ASIC4, whose product is annotated as acid sensing ion channel subunit family member 4. The record is from RefSeq and is a predicted model, not a curated record. Gene Ontology annotation, biological process: sodium ion transmembrane transport. Gene Ontology annotation, cellular component: membrane. Gene Ontology annotation, molecular function: ligand-gated sodium channel activity. NCBI's taxonomy places the organism in Eukaryota, Metazoa, Chordata, Mammalia, Carnivora, Mustelidae.